ACGGUGCUUGGUUUGAAAUCCCGCGGGUGCCUAACGGCUCGCGAAGUGGCAGAACCUGUGCGGAGCCGCUGCUAGGGACUGCUUGCCGCGCUCGGUUCCCGGUGGAGUAGGUCGUGGGCCUCGCCGUCCGGUGACCGGGAGACUUCCAUCAUGAGGAGAAGUGAGGUGAUUGCGGAGGAGUCCAUAUUAUGUCUCCAGAAAGCCCUGACUCACCUUCGGGAAAUAUGGGAAUUGAUUGGGAUUCCUGAGGACCAGCGGUUACAAAGAACUCAGGUUGUGCAUAAGCAUAUCAAGGACCUCCUGGAUAUGAUGAUUGCUGAAGAGGAAAGUCUGAAGGAAAGGCUCAUUAAAAGCAUAGGCAACUGUCAAAAAGAGUUGGCUGUCUUGUGCAGCGAGUUGCAUGUUGAGCCAUUUCAGGAGGAAGGAGAGCCGACCAUCUUGCAGCUGGAAAAAGACUUGCGCACUCAGGUGGAGCUGAUGCGCAAACAGAAAAAGGAGAGGAAACGUGAACUGAAACUACUUACAGAACAGGAUCAAGAACUGUGUGAAGUUCUUUGCAUGCCGCACUAUGACAUUGACAGCGACUCCGUUCCCAGCCUGGAGGAGCUGAACCAGUUCAGAAAACAUUUGGCAACUUUGCGGGAAACAAAGGCAUCUCGGCGUGAGGAGUUUGUCAACAUAAAAAGACAGAUCAUACUGUGCAUGGAAGAAUUAGAUCACACCCCAGACACGAGCUUUGAACGAGAUGUGGUGUGUGAAGAUGAAGAGGCCUUUUGUUUAUCUUUGGAAAAUAUUGCAGCACUACAGAAGUUGCUACAGCAGCUGGAAAUGCGGAAAUCACAAAACGAAGCAGUGUGCGAGGGGCUGCGUGCUCAGAUCCGGGAGCUCUGGGACAGGCUGCAAAUACCAGAAGAAGAGCGAGAAGCUGUGGCCAUGAUUAUGACUGGGUCGAAGGCCAAAGUUAAGAAAGCGCUGCAAUUAGAAGUGGAUCGCUUGGAGGAACUGAAAAUGCAAAACAUGAAGAAAGUGAUUGAGGCGAUACGAGUGGAGCUGGCUAAGUACUGGGACCAGUGUUUCUACAGCCAGGAGCAGAGACAAGCUUUCGCUGCUUACUAUGAUGAGGACUACACAGAAAGUCUGCUCCAGGCCCAUGACGCUGAGGUUGUGCGGUUAAGAAACUACUACGAGGUUCACAAAGAGCUCUUUGACGGCGUGCAGAAGUGGGAAGAGAGCUGGAGGCUUUUCUUAGAGUUUGAGAGAAAAGCAUCAGAUCCAACUCGAUUUACAAAUCGAGGAGGAAAUCUUCUGAAAGAGGAAAAGCAACGAGCCAGGCUCCAGAAAACACUCCCUAAGCUGGAAGAGGAAUUGAAGGCCCAGAUUGAGAUGUGGGAACAGAAGCACUCAGCAGCGUUCGUGGUCAAUGGGCAGAAGUUCAUGGAGUACGUGACUGAGCAGUGGGAGGCACAUCGGUUAGAGAAAGAGCGAGCCAAGCAGGAGAGGCAACUGAAGAACAAGAAGCAGACGGAGACGGAGAUGCUGUAUGGCAGCACCACGCCCAGGACACCCAGCAAGCGGCGCGGAAUGACUCCCACCACCCCGGGCAAAGUGCGCAAGCUGAACACUACCACCAUGUCCAAUGCCACGGCCAACAGUAGCAUCCGGCCUGCCUUUGGGGGGACAGUCUACCGCUCCCCCGUGUCUCGACUUCCACCUUCUGGCAGCAAGCCAAUCCUCACUUCCACCUGUUCAGGGAAGAAAAACCCCCGUGCUGUUCGGCACGGAGCCGACAAGGAGAACCUGGAGCUCAAUGGCAGCUUGCUGAGCGGUGGGUACCCCAGCUCGGCCCCCCUCCAGCGCAACUUCAGCAUUAACUCUGUUGCCAGCACCUACUCUGAGUUUGCGAAGGAUCCGUCCCUCUCUGACAGCUCCACUGUUGGGCUUCAGCGAGAACUUUCAAAGGCCUCCAAAUCUGAUGCUACUUCCCGAAUCCUCAAUUCAACCAACAUCCUUCCCUAAGAAGCCCUGGUCAGUCAGCUAGCUGUGGCUUCCUGGCCUACACUGGACCCCGUUACACAGGGUGGCUUUCCUUGCUCUCAGUGUAGGUGUGCUUGACACCCCGGGCAGGCUCAUUUCCACGGCCUGGCCACAGACGAAAGCCCACCACAGGCCUAGUGGGUCCUUCGACACUUUGUUGGGAGAUCUAGAACUUUGCACAUGUCAGUCCUGGGGCAUAGUUCCCGCUGCACCGUCCUCAGUGGGGCCCCGUCCUUAGCUACUCUACUGGUCACUACGAUUCUCCCAAAAGCACUAUUAUUUAUUCCUGCUCCGCCCGCGCAGUCCUGCUGUCAGAGCACUAAAUGGUUCUAGGAGGCUUCCAGUGUGGCUCGGGCUGCACGGGGGAGCCCUGCUGUUUUAGUCUGUGUAUACGUUGUAAAAUAUAUAUUGUUAACAAUAAAUAAAAAUGUGUGUUGUUAGAUUACAAAAACAAUAGAUUGUGUUUUCAAAAUUUCCCAAAUAAGGUUUUAGUUGCUUUGGUCUGUGGAAAGCAGAAGUUUCUACUUCUACUUAGAAAAUUUUUUUUUUGUAAUACAUAUUGUUUUGUGCAUGUGUAAAUGAAGAACAUCUCUUAAUUUGAUAAAAAGGAUUUAAAAAAAUGUUUUCUGUAUUGAUUUUAGAGAGAGAGAGGGGAAGGGAUUGAGAGAGAGAGAAACAUCACUUUGUUGUUCCACCUGUUUGUGCAUUCUUGUAUGUGCCCCAACUGGGGACUGAACCAGCCACGUUGGUGUAUUGGGAUGAUGCUGCAACCACCUGGACUCCCCGGCCAGGGCUGAUCAGAAAAGGAUUUUGAGAGAAAAAAGCCUAAGUCUUGAUGUAUAAAGGGAUGAGUUAACGUGCGGAAACUUGUAGUUUCAUUGGCAUUUGUCAUAAACGGGACUAGGUUUUAUAGGGUGAAGCUGUGUGGCUUUUUUAUUUUAAAACAAAAGUUUAGGUUUAGUUUUGAUGUUUUUUAUCAUUUGUUUAUUUCAGUUAUACUUGACAUUGAAAACUGUUAGUUACAGGUGUCCAGUAGAAUGGUGAGACAUUUCUGUCGCUUAGGAGGUGCUCCCGGAAGAAGCGCAGUCGUGGCCUGGGAUUGGUGGGGUCUUGCAGAGGCUACACAAGUGGCACAAGCCAGAGCGCUGGGGGCGCACGAGGAAAAAGAACGCAUCACGGUGCAGGGAGGCUUGUCCUGGCAAAGGCAGGCGGGGUCUGGAUUGCUGGUGGGAAUACGAUGUGUGUGUGUGUGUGUGUGUGUGUGUGUGUGUGUGUGUGUACACUUACGCGUGUUGUGGGGGUGAAAGUGUUUAUACUGUUAGGCCUCUCAGUGCGGGCGUAAGUGCACAGAGAGGUACAGUGGCUACCUUGCUGAUAAGAGUGGGGCGUUGUGCAGCAGUAACUGAAGGUGCAGAGGUGAGUGGGAGCCUGUGUAAAUGUGUGUCUGUCAUGUGGUCUGCACGUUCAUUGACUCACCAAGUCAACAGGCAUCUGCUGAACCCGGAGUUCGCCACUCAAGGUCCGCACACCGUCCCUGCCCCCCUGCAGCUCAGACCUGCAGGGGGAGAUGCGACACACAGGAGCGACACGGCGCGGGUAAGUGCUGUCCAGAAACAGCACCUGGUGGGGCGGGAGCUGCUUUAGCUCAGAGGUUAGGGAAGGCGGGUCCGACGCGGUGACGUUCAGUGGCAUGAAAAGGAGCCAGCCCUGCGAAGCGCUGGGGGAGCGUUGGAGGCAGGGGCACAGCAAGCCGGGCUGGAGGGGAAGUGGGCUGGGCAUCAGUGGGCGGAGAGACGGCGGGUGACAGAGCACAGCAGUGAGGAGCACAGGUGAGAUCUGAGGAAGGCGGGGCGAGGUAACCGGGGCCUCGGGCCAUGGUCAGGCUUCCUGUUGCCGUCAGGUAGCAGUGGGACCACUGGGCUUUGAAGCAGCGAGUAAGAUGAUCUGCUCUGUGGUGCUAAAUCAGUAUGGCUUUUGUGUGGAGAACAGACAGGGUCUGGGUGGGGCAGAGUGAAAGCAGAGAAACCGUCUUAGCACGUGCAAAGGCCCAAAGGCAGGGAGGGCGGGCACCGUGCAGGGUCAUUAACGAGUCCUCCUCCAAGGACGCAGCAAGCUGGGCCCGGGAGGAAAAGGGGAAGUUAGGACCAAGGAAGGGUGUGAAGGGGGAGGGAUAUGUUGGUUAUGAAACAAAUGUAAUGAGCACUUUUUUUACUGCCUAUAUUUUUCAAAAGUUUUAUGGUUUCUAGUCUCACAUGGUCUUUAAUGCAUUUUGAGUUCAUCAUAUAUGGUGUAAGAAGUUGGUCUGAUUUCAUUUUCUUGCACGUAUGUUCAAUUUCCCCAACACCAUUUAUUGAAGAGACUCUCUUUACUCCAUUGUAUGUUCUUGUCUCCUUUGUCAUUUAUUAAUUGACCGCAUAGGUGUGGGUUUAUUUCUGGGUUCUGUAUUCUGUUCCAUGGACAUAUGUGUCCGUUUUUAUCCCAGUGCCAUGCUGUUUUCAUUACUGUAGCCUUAUAGUUUGAUUCUAGGUAGCAUGAUACCACCAACUCUGUUCUUUCUCAAGAUUGUUGUGGCUAUUUGGGGUCUUUCGUGGUUCCAUAUAAAUUUUUGGAUUAUUCUAGUUCUGUGAAAAAUGCUGUUUUAUUUUGAUAGAAAGUGCAUUGACUCUCUAGAUUGCUUUGGGUAGGAUGGACAUUUUAAUGAGGUUAAUUCUUCUCGUCCAUGAGCACGGACGGCAUAUGCUUCCGUUUAUUUGUAGCUUCCGUUUCUUCAGUGUCUUAUUUUCCAAGUCUUUUAUCUCCUUGGUUAAUUUAUUCCUAGGUAUUUUUUUAUGCAAAAUGGGAUUGUUUUCUUAGUUUCCCUUUUUAAGAGUUCAUUACUGGUGUAUAAAAUGCAACUGAUUUCUGGGUAUUUGUUGUGUAUCCUGCUGCUUGACUGAAUUCAUUUAUCAGCUCUAGUAAGUUUGGUAGAAUCUUUAGCGUUCUAUAUAUACAGUAUCACGCCCUCUGCAAAUAAUGGUUUUACUUUUUACUUUCCAAUUUGGGUGCCUUUUAUUUCUCCUUCAGAAUGCCUUUAACACAUGCAGUGUUUCUGGGAAGUUGCAAAGGUGUGUCUCUUUCUCUGCAUAGAGACCCAGCGUCAGGCUUCGUUUCUGGGGGCUGGCGUUGUCCUCCCCUGGGCGCCAUGGUCAGCGCACUGACUGCCUCAAACUCCCAGUGGCCCUGGGUGUGCAGCCCAGGUUCUAGGACUAAACGGACUGGUGGUGGGAUCCCCUCUGCCACUUGCUGGCUGUGUGGCCUUAAACAAGGUACUUGGGACCUCCGUUUGCUGACUGAACUCGCACACCGUGCUGUGAAGAUUCACGAGGAACGUGUGCUCAGCCCUUAGCACAGUGCCUGGUAGAUGCUCAGCCCUCCGUUGGCACCACGGUGACCUUCCAUUGGGGUUUGGUUAUGACACUGUAAGUGUCCUUGUGUCUUUUAGUGUUAAGUUCUCAAAUAGAUGAGCAUUUAUUGAUAGAACUACGCUCCUCUAAAAUGAAAGUGCCAACUAUUUCUCAGAGGUUUCUUUGGCUUGGAGGUCCCCAGUUCUGACUGCUGGAUGUCAUGAAUGUGCCAUUUUAGAUGCAAGAUUUCAUUGAUUGUCAUGGGAAAGAGAGAAGUAGGCAUGGAAGGAACCGGCGUCUGUCAGGGCCUGCUCUUUGGGGCUCUUUAUAUUGUAACCUCACUUGAUCUUUGGAACAAAUGAGAAAUUGAGGCUGAGGGAGGUUGAGCUUAAAGUCACACAUAGUUAGGCCUGGCCGGCGUGGCUCAGUGGUUGAGCGUCGGCCUAUGAACUAGGAGGCCACGGUCAAUGCCAGGGCACAUGCCUGGGUUGUGGGCUCGAUCCCAGUGUGGAGUGUGCAGGAGGCAGCCAGUCAGUGAUUCUCUCUCAUCAUUGAUGUUUCUCUCUCUCCCUCUCCCUUCUUCUCUGAAAUCAAUAAAAAUAUAUUUAAAA
This is a messenger RNA of Myotis daubentonii (Daubenton's bat), 6028 nucleotides long. RefSeq names its product protein regulator of cytokinesis 1 (gene PRC1). Gene Ontology annotation, biological process: mitotic spindle midzone assembly; microtubule cytoskeleton organization. Gene Ontology annotation, molecular function: microtubule binding. NCBI's taxonomy places the organism in Eukaryota, Metazoa, Chordata, Mammalia, Chiroptera, Vespertilionidae. The record is from RefSeq and is a predicted model, not a curated record. Gene Ontology annotation, cellular component: spindle; mitotic spindle midzone; cytoplasm.